AUGAGCGCACCGGAAAACGUAAUUUCAUGCCAUUUCUCUAUUUUAAAUAAUUUUGUUUAUGAUGCAUUAGAUCUAGAUCUAGACUUAGACUCUAGAAUUAGACUAGAUCUAGAUUCAGAUUCUAAAUCUAGGUUCCAGAUUCUACGAGAUUAAGGCAUAUCUAUCUAGUCGUUACCCUUAAGAGAAUGUCUGGCUUUACAUUUGGCAACACAGGCACUGCAACACAGGGUGCAUCAACUCCCUUCUCCUUUGGUCUUAACAAGACAUCUGCCCCUACCCUCACACUGCCAACUGCAAAUACAUCCACAGGAUUUUCUUUUGGAUUGAAUAAAACAACAGCACCAACUGCAUUGUUAGCAACUCCUGCUAGCACUUCAACUGUCAGUUUUGGUGGUUUUGGCUCAACUCCAAGUACUGGUGGGUUCUCCUUGGGGACACAGCCCCUAGCGACAUCCACAGUUGGUGGAUUCUCAUUAGGGACACAACCCCUAGCUACAUCCACAGUUGGUGGGUUCUCAUUAGGGACACAGCCCAUUUCUACAACCACAACCAGUGGGUUUUCUUUGGGUGCACAACAGCCAUCAACAUCCACAGCACCAUUAAGUCAGGGUUUUGGUUUUGGCAAACCACCAACAACAUCAGCACCAUCAUUUGGAGCAUCUCUGUUGGGCACACCUGGAACCACAACCAGCACAAAUUUAAGUCUAGGUCUUGGAGGAAGUGUAUUUGGAACAGCUGCAUCAGCUUCCUCUGCUGGCGCCAGUAUAUUUUCUUCUCUUCCUUUAAGUACCUCAACAUCUGGUUUGGGAGGAGUAGAUCCAAACACUGUACAGAAGUCUGGUUCGAGUGCUGGACUUGGAGCAGCAAGUGAUGGCAAAACCCUGAAGGAGUCAGUGCUUCCUGAACUUUUAACAGCUACUGUUGAGCCACUGCUUAAAUAUGUGAAAGAAGAGAAAGCUGUGAGAGAAGAUAUUGCACGUAUGUCCUCCAAGCCCAUGAUCAAAGUUCAGGAGGAUGUCACAGCCCUUAGGCAGUUGUUGUCUGUUGUGGCUAAUGGUCUGCAGAGGAAUGCUUGCUCUGUGGAAAAACUGAAGCAGGAAAUGACCCAGAAACUGAAGAAUGCUGAAAUGGCUCAGAGAACUAAAGAAAUUCCAGCAGGUCUUCAGUAUGAGAACACAGCUCCAACAGAAUACUUUCAACGCUUGGUAGAAGAAUUUGAAGAAAGAAUGGUCACAUAUAGACAACAGAUUGAAACAUUAGACAGCCAUCUUGCUGCUUUGCAUCAAAGCAAUCCCCAUACACCAUCAGAAGUGUUAUCCCUUUUGAAAAAACUCCAUGAAACAUUCAUUUCAUUGGCUGCACAGCUCCAGCAAGUUCAUGAAGCUGUGAAGAGCCAGAAGGAGCAGUUCUUAACUUAUAGAAGAGUGGUCCAUGGUGAUGCAAAGAAUAUUUUUUACAAGCCAGCACCAGUAACGAAGUCAAUAAAGAGAUCACAGCUGUCCGACCUGGCAGGGCCUAAUCCUUUCCCUGGCACUACCAACGCUGCUGCUCAUGCUAUGGCUAUGGUGCACACCCGUGCUCAACAGCCUCAAGGUCCGCCUGUGGCCAGUUUAAUCGGAUCUACUCCAACUUUUGCAAGUGGAAUUUUCGGGGGAAAUAAACCAAGUACAGGAUUAGUUACAGGUUCAAGUCUGUCCAGUGGAGGAGCAAGUAUUGGAGGUGUUGGCAACCUCUUUUCCUCCACUUUAUCUCCAGCGGGCUUUGGAACUCCUCCCACACUUGGGGCAUCCACCACGGCAGCACUGAACUUGGCUGGCACCAACACCAACAUGUCUGCCAAUACAAAACAACCAUUUCAGCUCCAGAAACCACCACAAGGAGCCAAAAGAGGAAAGAGAUAAUGAGCCAUGUGUGUUUCAAUCAACAUCAAACUGUUGGCCUGGUGUUCACAUUCAUAAAGAUGUCUAGGAACAUUUUUUUUACUAAAUUUUAGACUAAAGAAAGGUUUUAGAUAUAUUUGUCUAUAAUCUGUGGUUUUACAAUAAUUGUUAAUAACUAUGUAUUGUAUCCAGAUUGCUUUAUUAUUUUUAUUUUUUUUUUACAUUUUAAUAAUGCAACUGUUAUUAAUAUGAAUAAAGAAAGAUUGAGCCUUUUUA
Messenger RNA from Biomphalaria glabrata, 2156 nucleotides. RefSeq names its product nucleoporin p58/p45-like. Gene Ontology annotation, biological process: nucleocytoplasmic transport. The transcript has 13 exons. Gene Ontology annotation, cellular component: nuclear pore. NCBI's taxonomy places the organism in Eukaryota, Metazoa, Mollusca, Gastropoda, Planorbidae. Gene Ontology annotation, molecular function: structural constituent of nuclear pore. The coding region runs from base 186 to 1901 and encodes 571 amino acids. The record is from RefSeq and is a predicted model, not a curated record.